Molecule: messenger RNA, 729 nt
Organism: Loa loa (African eye worm)
Lineage: Eukaryota; Metazoa; Nematoda; Chromadorea; Rhabditida; Onchocercidae
Exons: 3
Coding region: 1-729 (242 amino acids)
Source: RefSeq, a predicted model, not a curated record
AUGAGAAGAAAUCUUGCAAAGCAAACCAAUGAACAGCGACUUUUAAGGCCACGUCUAGAGGUUAAAGAAGAGGAAGGAUUUGAUAGAAGUGAUGUAAAAAAAGCAUUGCUAGAAUCAUUAUAUGAGCAACGUAAGGAGGAACGUCGAAAAGAGUUGGAAGGUGAAUUGAGACGAUGUGGAAAUCGCAUCAGAAAUAGGCUUACUCAAAAGGAUCAAAAAAGAAACAAGAGGAAUGUACAUAGAUGUGAUUAUGGAAGCAAAAAAUACAAAGAAAAUUCGAAAUUAGCAGAAAGAAAAGAGAGAGGAAAAUCUGAAGAGCGUAUUUUAAAAAGCAAGAAUUUAUUGAGAGGAAAAGAAAAAGUAAAUAUUCAAGAAACAGAAAUAAAAGAGAAAGGAAGAGUGCGAAGUUUGGAAGUGAGAAAUAAUGAUACAGCAGUAGUGAAGAAUCGAGAGAAAGCAAAAAUUCCGGAAGUGAGAAUUAUUGAGCAAAAGGAAAAAACAAGCGAAGUUAUUCCGGAAAAAGCAAACACAAUCAUCGAGAAGGUGGAACAUAAAAACGUAAAAAAAGAUCUGGAUAUCGAGACGUUACCGUCAACCAGUGAUUUUGUCCGGUUCAUGUCAUUAGAUUACUCAGACGAUCCUGAAGAUAUUCCAAGGGAAUUGCGACAUUUUCGUGCACUUCCAUUGGUACCGGUUCCGGAAUUACCAUGGUCAAUCUCGAACAAAUGA